Messenger RNA from Populus nigra (black poplar), 621 nucleotides. RefSeq lists its product as uncharacterized. The transcript has 2 exons. Lineage: Eukaryota; Viridiplantae; Streptophyta; Magnoliopsida; Malpighiales; Salicaceae. The coding region runs from base 1 to 621 and encodes 206 amino acids. The record is from RefSeq and is a predicted model, not a curated record.
AUGGGAUCGGCUGCGCCAGGUUGUGCAUUUGUUGGAGAAUCAGGCGGUGAUGGGGAGGAUUCUAUCUCUGUUGAAGAAGCUGGAGAUGGCGAUGAGGAGGAAAGUGGCAGUGGGGAAGAAACCGGAGAUGGCAACGGGGAGGGUUCUGUCUCUGUUGAAGAAGCUGGCGAUGGCAAUGGGGAAGAAACCGGAGAAGGCAAUGGGGAGGAUUCUGUCUCUGUUGAAGAAACCGGAGACGGCAAUGUGGAGGAUUCUGUCUCUGUUGAAGAAACUGGCGAUGGCAAUGGGGAAGAAACCGGAGACGGCAAUGGGGAGGAUUCUGUCUCUGUUGAAGAAACUGGCGAUGGCAAUGGGGAAGAAACCGGAGACGGCAAUGAGGAGGAUUCUGUCUCUGUUGAAGAAACUGGCGAUUGCAAUGGGGAUUCAAUAGGUUCUGAAGAUGCGAAAGACAAGGCCGGUCCUAGGCAAUCAGGACUAGCACUAUUGCCGGCAUUGCAAGGGUCGCAAAUGACCUCAGAAAAGAAUGAGAGAAGGGAGGGAACGAGGAGGAGGAGGAUGGAUUUGUUGAGUUCCAUUUUCUUCUAUUGGAGGAGAGAAGAAAAUGGAGAGAGAGAAUGGUGA